Salvia splendens (bonfire salvia) is the source of this 1905-nucleotide messenger RNA. Its product is annotated as zinc finger MYM-type protein 1-like. NCBI's taxonomy places the organism in Eukaryota, Viridiplantae, Streptophyta, Magnoliopsida, Lamiales, Lamiaceae. Gene Ontology annotation, molecular function: protein dimerization activity. The record is from RefSeq and is a predicted model, not a curated record. The coding region runs from base 1 to 1905 and encodes 634 amino acids. The transcript is spliced from 3 exons.
AUGGAUCGAUAUUUUAAGAAACUUUCUCCUAGUGUUGCUGCUUCAUCUUCGUCAGUUAAUGGACCUACACUUCUUCAACCUCAAGAGUCCUUGAAUGAAGAUAAACUUGAAGCUGAUCCAGAAAAUAUUCCAAGUGAUCCAGGGAAACGACCUGAUAUAAUGAGAUAUUCGUCAAACUCAAUAGAACGGGUGCUUAGAGCUUACUUACUUAAAGGUCCAUGUCAACCGCGCGAACAUGAUUUUCCUCCAAUAACUGAUGGAAAGCGACAACGUAAAUUUGUCGCGCCUGAUGAAUUCAAAGAUUGUGAAGAGAUAGAUAAUGUUAUACUGAAAAAUGCUCCUGCAAACCUCAAACUGACAUCAUCGGAUAUUCAGAAAGACGUCAUUAAUGCAGCUUCUGUUGAGACAACAAAACUUAUUGUAGAUGAUAUAGGAGACAACUCUUUCUCCAUAUUAGUCGAUGAGUGCCGAGAUGUGUCCGUCAAAGAACAAAUGGGUGUUGCGGUACGAUAUGUGGAUAAGAAUGGAUGUCUCAAUGAACGUCUUCUUGGUAUUGUGCAUGUCGGUGAUAUGAUUGCAACCACACUUCAGAAGGCACUUGAUUCUUUGUUAUCGACUCAUGGUUUAAGUGUAUCAAGUUUGAGAGGUCAAGGAUAUGAUGGUGCAAGCAACAUGAGAGGAGAAUUCAAUGGGUUGAAAAGUUUGAUUCUCAAGAGAAAUCCUAGUGCUUAUUAUGUGCACUGUUUUGCACAUCUGCUUCAACUCACAAUUGUUGUUGUUGCUAAAAAAACAUACAAAAGUUCAUGUAAGCGCAGAGAUGUGCUACGAGAGAGUCAAAGAGCAAAGGUUGUUGAAGGGAUUGCAAGUGAUGAAAUUAAUACCGGAAGAGGAUUAAAUCAAGAGAAGUCAUUGACACGACCCGGAGAUACUCUUUGGAGUUCGCAUUGUGGUACUCUCAUCAACUUGAUGCAUUUAUUUUCUUCUAUUAAUGAUGUUCUGGACUAUGUCGGGGAGUAUGGUUAUGAGGAUGCACAUAGGGCUGACGCUUUGGAUGUGCAAGAAAUUCUAAAUCAUUUUAAGUUUAUCUUUGUGUUGCAUCUUAUGAGGAAACUCUUGGGAAUUACACAUGAUCUCUCUCAAGUUCUACAAAAGAAGGAUCAAGACAUUGUUAAUGCUAUGAAUCUUGUCAAAGUAGCAAAAACACGUUUACAAGUAAUAAGGGAAAAAGGUUGGGAGGUUUUGCUUUCUAAAGUUACAAAGUUUUGUAGAACAAAUGAGAUUGAUGUGCUUGAUAUGGAAGAUGAGUGUGUAGUUAGAGGAAGAGGAAGGCGUAAAAUUGAGAAAAUAAAAAAUCUCCACCAUUAUCGAGUAGAGUUGUUUUGUUCAGUCAUUGAUAUGCAAGCUCAAGAGUUGAAUCACCGUUUUAAUGAAGUCAACACAGAUUUACUUCUGUGUAUGACUUGUUUUGAUCCUAGAAACUCAUUUUCUGCAUUUGAUUCAGAGAAGCUGCUUCGUCUUGCCAAGUAUUAUCCAUCUGAAUUUUCUGAAGUUACUUUGUAUGAGCUUAAAAGUCAGCUUGAUAACUUUAUUUUUGAUGUGCGCACAGAUGAAAAGUUUUCAAAAGUAUCGGGAAUUGCAGGUCUUGCUCAGAAUAUGGUUUCUACAAGGAAACAUGAGAAUUUUCCGUCGGUUUAUUUGUUAAAUAAACUGUCAUUGCUCUUACCCGUUGCCACUGCUUCAGUAGAAAGAGCUUUUUCAGCAAUGAAGCUCGUUAAGACUUCUCUACGGAAUCGUAUGGGAGACCAGCUAUUGAAUGAUUGUUUAGUUCCUUAUAUUGAUAAUGAUGUGUUUGUUAAUGUAAUUAAUGAAGCUAUUAUGCAGCGGUUGCAGAAGAUGAAAAGUUGA